ACUCCUUUCCUCUUCUCCGAAGCACCGUCUCUCACUACUGCCGUGAGCUUCUGUCGCUAUCCCCGAGAAACCCUAUCCGCCCCUGCUGGUUACCGUACCCAACUCUUUCGUUCGCUAUACAUCUUCCUCUGGACCUACGUUGUACAACACUACGCCGCUCCAGACAGCAAGCUAAUCAACCCACGAAAAGCUUAUUACAACCAAUGUGCCCCAUAUGCCGUCACGGUCCCCAUAUAACCCGUCCCAUCCUCCCACGUCCGCCUCUCCGUCCGGCCAUAUCCAUCCUGCUGCGAUCCCUUUCCCAGCAGAGGGAAACUCGCCCUAUCGGAUUGCACAAGAUGCACCAGGCCAAUCGUCCAUGACUGGCAACCCAGCCACGUCACCUUCGCAUCGUCGGGGACAUUCUCGUUCCAUCAGCCAUCCGUUCCCCUCACCCUUCGGUGGAAUCGCGAAACGGCGCAACCGGUCGAUCUCUAAAAAGGAUAACUUCUUGUUCGAUUCCGAUGAUGAAGAUGACGAUCAAGUUACUUAUCUGCCGGAUCCUCACUCUGCCAGCCCUCGCAAGGGGUCCCUGCGUCCGACCCCGGCAGAGGAGAUGACCUCAGGGAAGUGCAUGGUCUGCAACAGCACGGUGCGUUGGCCGCGAAGUCUCAAGGUUUUCCGGUGCACGGAAUGCUUGACUGUGAACGACUUGGAGCCGUAUGUGGACUCGGGAAAGGCUGGUAGCCAUGGCCUUCUAGAGAAUGAUGGGAAAGCACCCACCCCCGUAGUGCCCAGAAAAGCUAUUCCACUUUCUGUCGAGCGGACAAAGACUAUCCUAGACGAAUGCCUGUCCAAGUACCUCCGACAGCUCCUCGAUGUCCCACAACCGCAAAGCUCAUCGCCAGAGACCUAUAAUGGAAAGCGCUUGGAGAUCGCGCAGGAUGAGAAUCUGUCGCAGUCUCCGAACCAGUCGUCCGGGUAUUUGUCUGAACCUCGACAGCCGGUGGACCCACGAGGCCGCAGCUCUUCUACGUCCAGUAAGCCUGUGAAGCCGGAGGCAAUGGGCGCGAUCCCGAAUUACUCGAAGCCUAAUCUGACUCCGUCUUACGCUCAUGGGGAAAGGAAAGGCUCUCAGAUGAGAAGUAGGGAUGCUCAAAACACGCCAAAGCGUGAUCGCUCGCCUCGGAAUGCUGCGCCAUUGAACGGGUCGGACGCUAAGGUUCCCACCAGUCGUCCUUACGUCUUUAGGGCGCUCGAGGAAUAUAUCAUAACCUCGUUCAAAGGCUGUGACUGCUUGAAUAGCUCCUUUACAACCGUGCAGCCGACAUCGCAGACCGCCGAUCACGGCAGUCCACCGAAGCAGAAAGCGGAACCCAGCUCUGCACAGGCCUCCAACCAGGUAGCAUUCGAGCCGGAUCCGAAGCUGCUGCUCCUGGGAGAUAUUGCGGAAAAUUCCUCUUGGUGGAUGAAUGAGGUGGAACAGAUUAGUAGCACCCAUCCGUCGCGAUCGAAAGAGCGCCGCGAGAAAUCUUCGAGUUCGUCUAGACCCGUUUCCUCCCGGAGCCCUCGGAUCAAUUGGGCAGAACUUGCGCAAUGGCACCACAUGAUCAUGACGGCAGGGACGUCGUGGGUCGAGCUUUGGUCAGCGAUGAAGCCCCUCGAGGGAUUGAAAGAAGAUGACGUCCUGAGAGCUCACAAAUGGGACACCAUCGAUCUCGCCAUGGUCGACAGGGAGAUCACUGAAUCACGGUUGCACUUGCACCGAACGCUCUUAAAGGCCACGGAAAACCUCCUGAAGCGGCCGAGGCGGCCCUUGAAAAAGCCCGAGGAUGUUCGAUUCCUACUGAUGCUACUGACAAGCCCAUUGAUCCAUACGUCCAGCCCGUCUCUGUCGGCUUACACUCUGACUCCUUCGGCGGCGCGUAGUGACCGGAGGCCUUCUCAUCCAAAAGAUGGCAAUUUGAAACCAGCAUCUCGUGAUCUGAAGCCACCUCCGAAACCCCGAAGCAGUGGUCCAGGGCAUCAUUUUGGCAUCGUGAAGAGGAUACUGGGACUAUUGGCCAACUUGCCGAACGACUGCCAUCAUUACCUAGUGUCAUGGUUCUCUCGUUUCUCUGCCGGGCAAUUCGAGAAGAUAGUCGACCUCACUGGUAGCUUCGUCACUCAUCGUUUAGCCCGCCAGCAUGGUCGUAAACGCAGUGAGUCGGCACAGCACGAUGACGGUCUGGUGCCUAGCUUCUCCAGCGCCGCCGGCAACACUCCGGCCGAGCUACAUGCUGCCAUCAACGGCAGGAGCCCCAGUAAAUCAGCGAAUGAAAAGCGCGACCGGCCCGUCAUCUAUACUGAUGACUGGCAGGUUCGGGCUGCAGCCCGCGUCAUGUCGUUGCUCUUCACGGCUAACAAUGCGAACGUCAGCCGCAAGCCGGAUGGCAUCCUCGGCCAAGAUGCGGGCUCUGUCGCCAAACAUCCAGCCAGUCGGCGGGGUCAUAUGAUUCCGAUCAGCUCCUUCUACAACACCCUGCUGGACUAUUCGGACCUCGUGGCCGACUUUGAGGCCUGGGAGUCGAAGACGACGAAGUUCUCGUUCUGUCAAUAUCCCUUCUUCCUGAGCAUCUGGGCCAAGAUCCAUAUCCUCGAACACGAUGCCCGCCGUCAAAUGGAGGUCAAGGCCCGCGAGGCAUUCUUCAACAGUAUCAUGAGUCGGACGGCAAUCAGCCAGUAUCUCGUGCUCAAGGUGCGGCGCGACUGUUUGGUCGAAGACAGCCUCCGUGGCGUCAGUGAAGUGGUUGGCUCGAGCCAGGAGGAAAUCAAGAAAGGGCUUCGUAUCGAGUUUCUGGGUGAGGAGGGCGUUGACGCGGGAGGUCUUCGCAAGGAGUGGUUUUUGCUACUGGUCCGGGAAAUCUUUGAUCCUCAUCACGGGCUCUUCAUCUACGACGAGGACUCACGCUAUUGUUAUUUCAAUCCGUACUGCUUUGAGUCCUCGGAGCAAUUCUUCCUGGUUGGCGUGCUCCUGGGGCUUGCCAUCUACAACUCCACUAUUCUUGACAUUGCUCUGCCCCCUUUCGCAUUUAAGAAGCUCCUAGCAGCGGCGCCGCUGUCAUCGAUCACGCGGCCCACGUACAAGUGCAGCCUGGAUGAUCUGGCCGAACUCCGGCCCGCGCUUGCCAAGGGUCUUCGGGCGCUUUUGGAAUUUGAGGGGGACGUGACGGAUACGUUCUGCUACGACUUCGUUGCGCAAGUAGAUCGAUAUGACGAGGUGGUGCCGGUGCCCCUCUGCGCCGGAGGCGAGAACCGGCCGGUGACGAACGCUAAUCGCCGCGAGUUUGUGGACCUGUAUGUACACUAUCUGCUGGACACGGCGGUCACGCGGCAAUUCGAGCCGUUCAAGCGGGGGUUCUUCACGGUGUGCGGGGGUAAUGCGCUCUCACUUUUCCGUCCGGAGGAGAUCGAGCUCCUGGUGCGCGGCUCGGAUGAGCCGCUCGAGGUGGCGUCCCUGCGGGCGGUUGCCACGUAUGACAAUUGGUCCAAUGCACGGCCGGAGACGGAGCCGGUGGUACGAUGGUUCUGGGACUUUUUCGAGCAGACACAGCCGCAGGCACAACGCAAGAUCCUGUCGUUUGUAACAGGGAGUGAUCGGAUCCCGGCCAUGGGGGCAACGAGCCUCUCGAUCCGGCUGGUGUGCCUGGGCGACGACUCGAGCCGGUUCCCAACAGCGCGGACAUGUUUCAACCAGCUGGGACUGUACCGAUAUGAGACACGGGAGAGACUAGAGCAAGUUCUGUGGGAUGCAGUGCUGAACAGCGAAGGAUUUGGGCUGAAAUAGACAGGGAGCAGGACUCCCGAGUUCGAAUCCAGUGGUGUCUUGGGGGCAUUACCGGAAUUACG
Molecule: messenger RNA, 3867 nt
Organism: Aspergillus ibericus CBS 121593
Lineage: Eukaryota; Fungi; Ascomycota; Eurotiomycetes; Eurotiales; Aspergillaceae
Product: HECT-type E3 ubiquitin-protein ligase
Exons: 3
Coding region: 215-3805 (1196 amino acids)
Biological process (GO): protein polyubiquitination
Molecular function (GO): ubiquitin protein ligase activity
Source: RefSeq, a predicted model, not a curated record